Molecule: messenger RNA, 1443 nt
Organism: Trichomycterus rosablanca
Lineage: Eukaryota; Metazoa; Chordata; Actinopteri; Siluriformes; Trichomycteridae
Gene: fen1
Product: flap structure-specific endonuclease 1
Exons: 12
Coding region: 208-1350 (380 amino acids)
Cellular component (GO): nucleus
Molecular function (GO): 5'-flap endonuclease activity; 5'-3' exonuclease activity; DNA binding
Source: RefSeq, a predicted model, not a curated record
AUGUUCGUAGAGCGCGAAAUGCACCCGUUUCCUUUUGUGCAUGUGUAUAGCAAGUGUAAGCUUUUUUGUAAAGCGUAGUUUUGGUGAUUCGCAUCAAAAGGUCAAAUAUCAGAAACAGUUGCACUGGACUAAAUUUAAUGCGUUGGGUUCUUCUCACACAGGACCGUUUUUGAAUAAGUAACGCCCUCACUCCUACAACUAAUCGCCAUGGGAAUUCACGGCCUUGCCAAGUUAAUAGCGGAUCAGGCGCCAACAGCCAUCAAGGAACAAGAUAUUAAAAACUUUUUUGGGCGCAAGAUUGCCAUAGACGCGUCAAUGUGCAUUUACCAAUUUCUGAUCGCAGUCCGACAGGAUGGCAACGUUUUGCAGAAUGAAGAUGGUGAAACAACAAGCCACCUCAUGGGCAUGUUCUACAGGACUAUUAGAAUGCUGGACUGUGGCAUCAAACCUGUUUAUGUGUUUGAUGGGAAGCCCCCUCAGCUCAAGUCAGGAGAGUUAGAGAAAAGAGGGGAGAGGAGAGCUGAAGCUGAAAAGCUGCUUGCACAAGCGCAGGAAGCAGGUGAACAAGAGAACAUUGACAAGUUCAGCAAACGUCUUGUUAAAGUCACCAAGCAGCACAAUGAAGAAUGCAAGAAACUCCUUACAUUAAUGGGAGUUCCAUACAUCGAGGCUCCAUGUGAGGCUGAGGCCAGCUGUGCUGCUCUAGUAAAAGCAGGAAAGGUGUAUGCCACAGCAACUGAAGACAUGGAUGGCUUAACUUUCGGAACAAGUAUCCUGUUAAGACACUUAACUGCCAGUGAAGCUAAGAAGCUCCCAAUCCAAGAGUUUCAUUUUAAUCGCAUUCUCCAGGAGAUGGCCCUGUCCCAUGUACAGUUUAUAGAUUUGUGCAUUCUGCUGGGUUGUGACUACUGUGGCACAAUUAAAGGAAUUGGACCCAAAAGAGCAAUUGAUCUCAUCAGACAACAUGGUUCUAUUGAAGAGAUCCUUGAAAACAUAGACCAGUUGAAACACCCUGCCCCAGAAGACUGGCUUUAUAAAGAGGCUCGGGCGUUGUUUCUUGAGCCUGAGGUGGUAGACUGUUCCACUCUUGAUCUCAAGUGGAAUGAGCCUGAUGAGGAGGGACUGGUCCAGUUUAUGUGCGCUGAGAAACAGUUCAGUGAGGACCGUAUCCGCAAUGGUUGUAAGAAGAUUUUAAAGAGCAAACAAGGGAGCACACAGGGAAGACUGGACAAUUUCUUUACCAUUACAGGAUCUAUCUCAUCUAAACGCAAGGAGCCAGAUUUGAAGGGAUCAGCCAAGAAAAAACAGAAGACAAGUGGAACCCCAGGCAAAUUCAAGAAAAGCAAAUGAAAAAGUAUUAAGGCAAAAUAUAUGGUACAUUUUGAUAGGCUUGUGGGUUUUGUGCUGCUUCCUGUGUUUUUUAUAUUGUAGAAUGUUUAACCG